ACCUGAUAAUCGUGCUUCCCAUUGUCCCCACCAGAGCCCACCUCCCUGCCUCUCUCUCCUGCCAUGCAGUGCCGCACCUUCCAGCAGGGCUCCGGAAGCGGCAGUAGGAGCUUCAGCUCAUGCUCAGCUGUGCUCCCCCGGAUGGUCACCCACUAUGCGGUGAGCAAGGGGCCAUGCUGGCCCGGAGGCACUGGGGGCCUCCGGGCCCUGGGCUGCCUUGGCUCACGGAGCCUGUGCAAUGUGGGCUUCGGGAGGCCCCGGGUCGCCCCCAGGUGCGGCCCGCCUGGCUUCGGGUACCGAGUGGGGGCUGCCUGUGGGCCUUCUGCCUGUAUCACCCCUGUCACCAUCAAUGAGAACCUGCUGGUCCCACUUGAGCUAGAGAUCGACCCAACCGUGCAGAGGGUGAAGACAGACGAAAAGGAGCAGAUCAAGUGCCUCAAUAACCGCUUUGCCUCCUUCAUCAACAAGGUCCGGUUCCUGGAGCAGAAGAACAAGCUUCUGGAGACCAAGUGGAACUUCAUGCAGCAGCAGAGGUGCUGCCAGAGCAACAUAGAGCCCAUCUUCGAGGCCUACAUCUGCACCCUGCGGAGGCAGCUGGACUGUGUGGCCGGAGACCGGGCCAGGCUAGAGUCGGAGCUCUGCGGCAUCCAGGAUGCAAUGGAGGGCUACAAGAAAAAGUAUGAAGAGGAGCUCUCCCUGCGGCCCUGCACUGAGAAUGACUUUGUUGCCUUGAAGAAGGAUGUGGACACGGCCUUCCUGAUGAAGGCUGACCUGGAGACUAACGUGGAGGCUCUGGUCCAGGAGAUCGACUUCCUGAAAGGCCUGUAUGAGGAGGAGAUCUGCCUGCUCCAGUCUCAGAUCUCAGAGACCUCGGUCAUUGUGAAGAUGGACAACAGCCGGGAGCUGGACGUGGACAGCAUCAUUGCCGAGAUCAAGGCCCAGUACGACGAAAUUGCGAGCCGCAGCAAAGCCGAGGCAGAGGCCUGGUACCAGUGCCAGUACGAGGAGCUGCGGCUGGCAGCCGAGAGCCACUGUGACAACCUCCGUAACCGCAAGAACGAGAUCCUGGAAAUGAACAAGCGGGUCCAGCGGCUGCAACAAGAAACUGAGGCUGUAAAAGCCCAGCGCUGUAAACUCGAGGGUGCCAUAGCUGAGGCUGAGCAGCAGGGUGAGGCCGCCCUCAAUGAUGCCAAGUGCAAGCUGGCGGGGCUGGAAGAGGCCCUGCAGAAGGCCAAGAAGGACAUGGCCUGCCUGCUCAAAGAGUACCAGGAGGUGAUGAACUCCAAGCUGGGCCUGGACAUCGAGAUCGCCACCUACAGGCGCCUGCUGGAGGGCGAGGAGCAGAGGCUGUGUGAAGGCAUUGGGCCCGUGAAUAUCUCUGUGAGCAGCUCGAAAGGCACUGUCCUGUACGAGCCAUGUGUGGUCAGCACACCUGUGCUGAGGACCGAGUACCGCCCAGGGAGCACCAGUGUCCUCCAGAGCAGUGCUGGCCGCAGCUUCGUGGGCACCAGUGAACUCUACAUUCCCUGCGAGCCCCAGGGGCUACUGGGCUGUGGGAGUGGGCGGAGCUCCAGCAUGAGGCUGGGGGCUGGGGGAGGCUCCUCCCACCACAAGUGUUAGCAGGGCCCCAGAGGCUAGAAGCCCAGGGAACAGGACGCCAAUCCCCCUCCUGGAUGUCGCCCCCUGACCGGGGCUGGAGACAAAGAUAUUCCAAAACCCCAUCUUCCUGUAUAGGCCCCAGGUUUCCCUUGGGUUUUCACUGGGAGCUACCUCUCGGGUAUCUUCAAGAGACAUCUUUCACUUAGCUGUGUGCAGACCCUAGGGGUGGGGGUGGGAUGCAAAGAAAGAAAAGCAUCACCCAUACCCCUGGCCUGCUGAGAGUCAGGCCCUGGUGUGGCCAAGAGAAUGGCAGUAGCCCCAACCACUGCUUUUCCAGAUGAGAAGGCCAAAUGGGCACAUCACAGCUCUGCUUGCUGGCUUACCUCAUGGAUGUUUCCCCACAAAGUCAGCCUCCUGCUACACCCAGGGGUCCCUUACCUCCCUUACCUCUGACUGUCAUGCACCUAAAAGUGAACUUCUUUUAACACCCACCUAAAACAUGCACUAUCACAAAUAUCAACAGGAGACACCCCAAAAUCUCAUUCUGAAUUCCAUAGCAAAGUUUCAGGAUUUCAGGGUCACACAAGACCUGUCAGUGUCCUCUCGGCGCACAAAUAAAGAGGUGGUCUUUGGGCAGUAGAUUUACCUGCUCAGAUGUGUUGAACUCACACUGUGAAAAGACAUCUUUUUUCUGAGCUCACAUUGGCAGCUGAUGGUGGGAAAAUACCUAGAACACAGGCAAGGGGGCAUGGAGUAUUUGCUGGACAGAGGGACAACCUCUGAGCUGACAUUAUUUGCUCCGUGGAAUCAAGCCUCACACCCACCUUCAGUACAUUGCCACUCCAUUCCUGCUCCCUCUCCCCUUAGCUCCUCUUGCUUGGGGUCUGAUAUGAACGUGUUUUCCUGGCUGCAGUGAUGGGGGGGCUGCCCAGCCCACUUGGAGGCUCUGGCUCAGGGACAAGACGGAGGAGGAGGAGCUGGGCUGACUCCACCCCCAGAGGCCCCGCCCUUCGUGCUGCCAACGCCCCGCCCACCCAGGGACCAACCACCUCUGCCCUGAGCCUCUGGGCUUGUCUGUUCCCAAUAAACUGACUGUUCACAGGC
Manis pentadactyla (Chinese pangolin) is the source of this 2703-nucleotide messenger RNA. It is a transcript of the gene KRT82, whose product is annotated as keratin 82. The transcript is spliced from 9 exons. Gene Ontology annotation, molecular function: structural constituent of skin epidermis. Lineage: Eukaryota; Metazoa; Chordata; Mammalia; Pholidota; Manidae. Gene Ontology annotation, cellular component: keratin filament. Gene Ontology annotation, biological process: intermediate filament organization; keratinization. The record is from RefSeq and is a predicted model, not a curated record. The coding region runs from base 64 to 1620 and encodes 518 amino acids.